AAGUGCAGGUGCAGUAGGGGGGAGGGAAGGAAAGGCUGCGGCAUUAAAUGAGCCACUCUUCCGUGUCCUCCACAACUGCUGUAAGGCCCCGGGGCGCUGCGAUUUCACACUCCGGCGGCCCCUCUGCCGCCACGCCAUGCGGGAGCCGGGCUCUCACUCCCGUUCCACCAUGUCCUCGUCAGGAAAAGCCGCCGCCGCCUCCUCCUGCCUCUCCCCUCAGUGCUUCGACCUCCUGACCAAGUCCUGCGUCAAGUGCUCCGACUUGUUCAAGGACAACACAACAGAGCCUGCCCGUGUGGCACCCACCUCCGCCCUGGCGCCCACCCUCCCCUCGGUGGACCUGCCCAGAACCCUCCUGAUCUUUGGGAUCCCGGCAGCGGUGGGGCUCAUCCUGGCCCUGGCUGCCUUCUGGGGGUUCCUGGCCUUCAAGGUGGGGAAGCGGAGGAGGAAGAGGAAGGCGGCGGACGAGGAGGCCAAAGCAAACAUGGAUGCCGCCAGCCCCCUGCCCAGCCUGGGCUGCCAGGACCCUGCCAUGCCGGAGGGAGAUGCCACCUUGGCUCUGACCCCAUGCCCACAUCUCAAUGGAGGCCUGAAGAUGCCAGGGCAGCCAGGGAAAGCCGGGGCAAAGCGGAGGCCGUGCUGCCGGGGUGAUGCCGACGGCGACAUCAUCCUGCUCUCCAGCGUGUACCCCCGGCACGAGGAGUGCAACCACGGCUUCCCACUGCCCGCCACCGAGCUGGGGGCCACAGCCCUGGUCACCACCAAAACCACCCAGAAAUGUGCCGGAGAGGAGAGAGCCUGAGGGCAGGGGGAACGGGACUGGAGCACUCCAGCUGCUCCCUGUGGAUGCCCAGAGCCCAUCCCCAGGGCGGGCAAAGCCUUAGGACCGGGUUUUGCCUCGAGCAAGAUCAGCCUUCUAAGAUGACUGCCCUUUUCCACUUUUCCAUUUGUAUUGAGUCCUAAUUUACUCCUGUAAGUGCUGGAGGGAGCCAAAGCAGAUCACGCCGAGUUAUGCUGAACUGAGGACAGUUGUCAUGGCCGUUACCAUUGGGAGGAGGCAGAGGAGACGCGGCUGGUGAGGACAGAGAGUGGCGGGGGCUGCUGUGCCAUUUGCGAGGCUGCCAUUGUGCCAAGACAGGUCUGCUGCUGGAUGGGCAAUUCCUGGGAACGUGGGGCUGGAAUAGCAGAAAGGGCAGGGGAAAGGAGGAUGGAGAGGGAAGCAGGGAGUUACAUUAGGACCAAAUCUGCUGCUCGUAGCUCAAUUUUUGCUACUGACCUCAAUAAAAGGAGGCUUGGGACCACACAGAGCAAGGCACAUCCAGCAGCACCUUCUCAAUUCACAGUCCUGACUUUGCAUGCCGUAAUAUCCAGGUCUCUCCUCCCUCUGGGCACUCUCAUGUGGUGUCAGGCAUCCACUGGCACUGAUGGGAAUCCCCUCCGCAGCCAGCUACCCCAGGGGUGGGAAACAAGUUCAUCUUCCCAAGCAGGGAGCGAGGGAGGGGAGAGGGGUUAAAAAUCUGUCUUUGCUCUGACCUACAAUCACCAAAGUUGGGGGGACCAGGGGCAAGUAAUGGAGACUGAUGGGCUAGAAGAGCUCCGUGAGCUUAUCUUUAUGGCACCAGACAGCCAUCACUUCAGCUCACUGUGGCUGCAGAAAUACUGUGUGUCACUUGGGAUGGAUGUUUCCAUGCCGUGCAAAACCAGGCAGGGAGUGAUGCGAGCGUAGGCGGGAUGACUUAAUUUAUGUGAGUGUCUUCAAGGCUUUGCCUGCGUGCCAGAGCUGGCUGGCAUUACUGGUCCAAGGCACUUCUUAGAUGGUCUUGUUCACCUGCCUGCAAGUGGCUUUACUGUACAGGAAGGGCUCUGCUUCAGAAACAAAGUCAUUAGUGCAGGAUUGCUCUUCCCCAGUAAUUACAGCAGCUGAUUCCCCUGGCUGAACAGAGCCAGGACAAUGGGUUGGAUGAGAAACCCUGCUGGUCCUGGAGGGGGUGAUUAUGCAAUUAGAAGUGUCUUGGGGUGGUCACGGAAGAGCUAUUUGCAUGAAGCACCAUGUGGGUGGCAGCCUGGCCUGCACCUCCUCUGGUGAGGUGGUUUUCUUGCCCGAGAGGCUUUGGGGAACUGAGCAGGGGUGGCCAAUUAAGGUGUGGGGACACUGCUGCUAAGUGCCAAUGGGCGACUGAGGGCCACAGCUCAUGGCAGGGCUGCCCGGUGGCACUGUACAGAGGGGAUGUCCCUUUGAUGACAGGAAGGUGACUCCCUGCCCAAGCCUGAGCUCUUUUCUGGGGCUGCAGGACCAGAUGCUGUUGCUUAAGGGUGACCUUCCCACUUCUCCCCUGCCCAUGGCAAUGGAGCCAGGCUCACGGCAUCCGUCCCUUAAGGGUAACCACAGGCACUGCCACAGGUGACAAGGUCCAAAUUCCUCACCACGACUCCUCUCCCAGAUCUAAACGUGCUGGUGGAGGUGAGCCUUCAUCUGGCUGAGGCUCCACAUCACCCAGGAUGGGACGGGUCCCCAUCUCAGCCUCGGGGCUGAGGAUGGUGGAGGGGCUGGUCCACAUGCCCAGUGACUGUCCUGUGGAGCUCCAGGAGCCCGUGGCUCACUGGCAGGAGCUGUGGAGGCUCCAGCACUGGCCUCCCAGUUACCCGCAGCAGCCGUGCUGCUCCUUGCAGGAGGGAUAGCCCUGCUGCAUGAACCAGGCAUCUCCUCAUCCCCGUGCCCCACACUCAGCCCUGUGAAGUGACUUCGAGCAAACUUUGUGCCUCUGGAGUGGGAAAAUGAGCCAAAGCCAAGUCGGGAGACUUUUUGGCCCUGGAAGAAGGACUGCUCGUGGGAGACAGCAACCUGCUUCGUGGGAGACAGCAGCCUGCUUCAUGGGAGACAGGGGCGAGAGGGAAAUGGAGAAGGACUGUCAGGAGCAUCUUCCACUUCCCACCCAGUGAUCACCACAGCUCAGUCCUGCAGAUACCUCAGCCCUGCCCACCCCGACCAACGUGGCAAUUUGAAAAAGAAACUCCCAUACAAAUAACAUAGACAAAGCCCCUCUUUCUGCUCAGGUAAGGACUUCUGCUCUCAUUUCUGCUAGAGCUUCAGCCAGGUGUCUCCUCUGUGAGACUCCACCAGCAUCUGCAGUUCACAGAAGCAGCAUUUUGAUCCACAUUGGAUUCCUCAGCUAGCAAAUGCCCAUCGGAUCCCCUCUCUGUGAUGGCAUUGGGGGCGUCUUCCCCCUCAUCCUGCCUGCCUGCCUGCCAGCCAUGGUGGGGCAUUGCUCCCCUCCUGCCUGGCCUGCUCCCUGCCUGGGCCUGGGAGGGAUUUGCAACCCCCUCUGUGCGUGCUUCUCCAUCCUUAUGUACAGGGCAGGGGGCUGGCUGUCUGUCUUGUCUGCAUGGAGAGCAGAGGGAAUGGACAUUUAAAAUAUGGUUGUAAAAAUUAAAGAAUAAAAUCAACCUGUUGCUAA
Tyto alba (common barn owl) is the source of this 3455-nucleotide messenger RNA. RefSeq names its product TNF receptor superfamily member 13C (gene TNFRSF13C). The record is from RefSeq and is a predicted model, not a curated record. The coding region runs from base 137 to 802 and encodes 221 amino acids. Gene Ontology annotation, cellular component: external side of plasma membrane. The transcript is spliced from 4 exons. Gene Ontology annotation, molecular function: signaling receptor activity. NCBI's taxonomy places the organism in Eukaryota, Metazoa, Chordata, Aves, Strigiformes, Tytonidae. Gene Ontology annotation, biological process: T cell costimulation; positive regulation of B cell proliferation; tumor necrosis factor-mediated signaling pathway.